AUGGCAAUGGAAUGCCUUAGCCUACCUGGGAGCAUUCGAAGUCGACCUGAAAACAUUUAUUUUGCAGGUGCAGUGCCAGGCCCACGGCAGCCAAGUCUCGAUGGUCUUAAUCCAUUCUUAGCGCCCCUUGUUGACGUUCUUGACCGCAGCUACCAUCGUGGCACAUGGUUCAGCAGGACCCACGAGCAUCCAGAAGGUCGACGUUCACGAGAGGCGAUCGUACCAACUGUCAAUGAUCUACCUGGCUCACGAAAGGUCACGGGGAGUGCCGGCCAUUCAGCGAACAGAUUUUGUUCGUUGUGUCAUCUACAAAAGUCAGAUAUCAAUUGUCUUGAUCUUGCAAAGUGGGUACCAGUCACUUGCCAGGAGCACCGUCGGUUUGCGAAAGAGUGGCUGGAUGCAACCUCUAAAUCUCAAAGGAAGGCCCUGUACAAGAAGAAUGGUGUGCGUUGGUCAGAGCUUUUGCGGCUCACCUACUGGGAUCCUGUGAACUGGGUUGUAGUUGACGGAAUGCAUAAUCUGUUUUUGGGAAUCGUCAGACAUCAUUUCCGAGCGGUCAUUGGCACGAAAUGGGAUGAACAAGACAACGAAGUAGAAAUGGCGUUCGAUGAUCAAAUUCCCUGA
This is a messenger RNA of Laccaria bicolor S238N-H82, 624 nucleotides long. RefSeq lists its product as uncharacterized. The transcript has a single exon. The record is from RefSeq and is a predicted model, not a curated record. Lineage: Eukaryota; Fungi; Basidiomycota; Agaricomycetes; Agaricales; Hydnangiaceae. The coding region runs from base 1 to 624 and encodes 207 amino acids.